This is a messenger RNA of Medioppia subpectinata, 1143 nucleotides long. Lineage: Eukaryota; Metazoa; Arthropoda; Arachnida; Sarcoptiformes; Oppiidae. The record is from the annotation of a GenBank genome assembly.
AUGCUCAAACGUGCGCUAACUGUGGCCACCAAUGACUACGAGCGCCAAUUUCUUAACGACGUUGUGUUAGGAAUGGGCCGAAAACUGGGCAAAUAUUUGGACGAUUUUGAACACCUAUUGGGCGGCAUUAGCGACGACAUACUGAUGUACGCGCCCACCAAUACGCUCGCCGAUAACCAUAUCGCGUAUUGGCGUGAAAUAAAACGCAGUUCAUUGGUACGCAUGAUGGCCACCGAUUUGGUGCCCGCCUGGCACUUAAUACAGCUCCGGGAGUACCUGAAACGUCAGCCCCAAUACAAGCCGAGCCCGUUGUCUAACUUUAUACAGUAUAUGGACUUACCUGUCGUAGAAAUGUUCAACUUUUACAAGAGUGUCAUUGACUCACACGCGCAUAAUAUAACGGCUGCCGAAGAGCACGAGCUCUUCCAAUUGACUCAUGAAAUGAAUGAUCUCGAUCUUAAAUUUCAUAUAAUGCCUAUACUUCCGAAGGACAAGACAUUAUGCGAUCGAGUGUUUGACUCAUUAGACGACGCGAUGGCGAAGAUGUAUAAAACAGAUUACGUCCAGAAAAUACUAAUGAACGGAACAAUGACUCCGGAAAACAUACGCUUCGGUCGCAGCUUUUGGAAGCGAUACAAAGAUUUUCUUACGAGUCACGUUGAGUUAGUGAAAAAAGCGACCUCGAUGGCGACCGAUAAUAAUCAACGCACAGCUCUUGACGCUCAUGUCAAGCAUUUGAUCGCCGGUUUGGCCGAGUAUUUCCCAAAGUUUGAACAACUAUUGGGAGGCGUUCCCGAUGAGGUGCGGCUCCGGCCGAUGGACGAGUCGGCCAUUGAUAUGCAGCUAAUACUAUAUCGCGAAAUGAAACGUGGUUCGUUUAUACGCAUGAUGUUGGUCGAAAUGGUUCCCAUAUGGCGUAAUCUGGUCUUACGCGAGUACUUUAAACUACAGCCCCAUUAUAGUCGCCAACCCCUGUCCGACACAAUUCUGUUUUAUCACUUUGAUAUGAAACGCAUCACUAAUAUGUAUAAACAUAUCAUCAAUAGCUUCACUAACAGUACAACUGCCGCCCAAGAGCUCGAGCUGAUCCAAUUGGUCAAAGAAGUGAAAGAAGUAGAUGGUAGAUUCAUCGAUGCUAUGUAA